Molecule: messenger RNA, 1242 nt
Organism: Haliotis rubra (blacklip abalone)
Lineage: Eukaryota; Metazoa; Mollusca; Gastropoda; Lepetellida; Haliotidae
Product: heparanase-like
Exons: 9
Coding region: 6-1190 (394 amino acids)
Cellular component (GO): extracellular matrix; membrane
Molecular function (GO): hydrolase activity, acting on glycosyl bonds
Source: RefSeq, a predicted model, not a curated record
ACUACAUGGUGUUUGACCCGACCCACAACAUUGCUACUGGAGACCAGUUCCAGCUCCCAGCAAACACCUGGGAUGAUCUUAACAUGUUUGUUCACAAGAUUGGCUUCAAACUGGUGAUUGGUCUCAACCUGGUGCUCCGCAACGGAACGAGGUGGAACCCAUCAAAUGCAAAGCUGCUGCUCAAAUAUUCCUCUGACAAAGGAUAUCCUUUUGCAGGGAUUGAACUGGGAAAUGAACCAAACUUGUAUUUCCGACAUCGGAACAUUACAAUCAGUGAUGCUCAGGUGGCAAGUGACUUCAAGGAGCUGAAACAAGUCCUCCAAGGAACGGCCUAUAAGUCUAGUCUCAUCCUUGGACCUGACAUAGCCGGUUAUAAAGACAAGGUCAUUAAAAACUUCCUGUCCUUGGGUGGAGCCAGUGUCAUAGACGUCUUGACCAUCCAUCAUUACUACUUUGAUGGACACACCGCCAAACUCGAAGACUUUUCUGACUAUACAAUAAUGGACCGUCUUAUACCUGAACUACGGUCAGUGAUGAACACAGUCCGAAGCUAUCAUGGUCUGGUGGCGUGGCUAGGGGAGACUUCUUCUGGCUAUGGGGGCGGCACUCCUGGUAUAGGCGAUAGAUAUGUGGCAGGCAAUCUGUGGCUUGAUAAACUAGGUGUAUCAGCAAAAUAUGGUUUUAAAAGGGUCCUCCGCCAGUCACUCUUUGGAGGGCACUACUCGCUUACUGACAGCAACAACGACCCUACUCCUGACUAUUGGUUGACGCUUCUUUACAAGAGACUUGUUGGCAACAAAGUAUUUGAUGUUCCAUCUUCAUCUACUAGCAUCCGACUGUAUGCCCACUGUACGAAGCUUAACAACGUAUAUAACUACAAGCCUGGAAGCAUCACAGUGUAUGCCCUCAACUUGAAUAAAGACCCCAUACUCCUAACUAUAUCGGAUCUGAACAUCAAUAGCAUGGACAGAUUCUGGCUGACUCCGGAGGGAGGAGACCUUACGUCAACAAAAGUCCAACUCAAUGGCAACACUCUGGAACUUGUCAAUAACCAAAUACCACACAUGAUGCCAAGAUCUUUGGGAAGUGGGACCAUGAAAGUACCCGGAAACUCAUUUGGCUUCAUCGUCAUCCCUGACGCCAACAUUGCGGCAUGUCAAUCACAAGGCCACGGUACCAUUAUCGGAUAACUGAACCAGCAUUAUUUUCCUAUUACGUUUAAAUAAAUUAUUUACAAAGGCU